AUGUCCUUCAAAGAGCCAGAAGGCCAGCUAGCACGGUGGAUUGAAGAGCUGCAGUCCUAUGACUUCACGGUGGUCCACAGGCCUGGGUCGCAACAUGGAAACGCAGACGCGCUUUCCCGCCGGCCCUGCUACACUGACGGCUGCCGAUACUGCGAGAAAAAGGAGACCCAGGUGGGACUGCGAAAAACCUGUAAGGGAAUAAAGUAUGACACCCGUGAGGCUGUGUGCUGUGAGAAUAACCUCCAUCCAGGAGCAGGACUUUCAUGUUGUGGAAAUCAGUCCUUCAACUCAGCAGAGGCCACCUGUUGUAAAGCUGAACUCAGACAAGAAGUAAAAGCUAAUGUUACAGAGGGUCUGAGCCAGAGUGUCUCCUGUUGCUGUGGUCUGAAAGCCUACAACCCACUCAAUGAAAUAUGCUGUCAGUCAACCGUCAAAGACAAGCCUACAGCAAACGCACAGUGUUGUGGUGAAGAUGCUUUUGAUAAAGAUACACAGUUGUGUUGUGGUCUCGGUGAUAAUCAGAAGAUCCUGUUGAGAAUUUCCGAUCGCCACCAGUGCUGCGGACAUGGCCAGUUUGACCGUGUGACUCAGCACUGCUGCCUGAAGGAUGGCUCUUUAGUGAUACAUUCCAUUAACUCCAGCAAUUGUAGAGAGGAGUCAGUGUCAGCUCUCUGUGGACAGAAGACGUAUGACGAACGCAACGAACUGUGCUGUGAAUCAACUCUAGUAGCCAAACCAACACCAGCUUCCAAAUGCUGCGGUAAUGAGACAUAUGAUGAAGACAACCAGUUGUGUUGUGGUCUUAAUGAAAAGAAGCGCCUGAAGAGAAUGUCCAGUAACCACGAGUGUUGUGGACAGAAGGGCCAGUACGACAAAAUGACUCAGCGCUGCUGUUUGGUGGAUGACGCUUUAAAGAUACGACCUAUUAAUUCCACAUGCUCUGAGGAAUUGUCGAUGUCAGCUCUCUGUGGACAGAAGACGUAUGACGAACGCAACGAACUGUGCUGUGAAUCAACUCUAGUAGCCAAACCAACACCAGCUUCCAAAUGCUGCGGUAAUGAGACAUAUGAUGAAGACAACCAGUUGUGUUGUGGUCUUAAUGAAAAGAAGCGCCUGAAGAGAAUGUCCAGUAACCACGAGUGUUGUGGACAGAAGGGCCAGUACGACAAAAUGACUCAGCGCUGCUGUUUGGUGGAUGACGCUUUAAAGAUACGACCUAUUAAUUCCACAUGCUCUGAGGAAUUGUCGAGUGCGUAUGAAUAA
Labrus mixtus (cuckoo wrasse) is the source of this 1263-nucleotide messenger RNA. Its product is annotated as galaxin-like. The transcript is spliced from 8 exons. The record is from RefSeq and is a predicted model, not a curated record. NCBI's taxonomy places the organism in Eukaryota, Metazoa, Chordata, Actinopteri, Labriformes, Labridae. The coding region runs from base 1 to 1263 and encodes 420 amino acids.